AUGCUCUACAGCCAUGUCACGUUGCUCAUGCUUCGCGUCGUCGACGUCGUCGCCAAGACCACCGUCCAGCAAUCGGCGCGGAUGCUCGUCGCCGAGAUGCACGGAGAGAUCCAGGUUUUGUAGUUGAUCUUUUAGAACUCAAAAGGCGACCGAGUCAUUUUUGCCAAUCUCUUCUAAUCGCCUUCCAAUUCCGCAAACCAUCUUUUUUUGCAAAUAGUUUUUUCUAGUGAGAUAUACUGAAUGUAGGCCUUUCAAGUAACCUUUUUUUGUUCGGAAAGGGGUAGCUAGAUUAAUAAUCAAAAAAAGAAAAAGCUUUCUCCCCUUUUAUUAUACUUUAAAGUCCGGUUGCAGAGUUUUUUUCAUCAAAACGAAAAAAAUUUGAAUGAAAAAAAAAUUUUUUUAGAUUAAAAAGAAUCAUCCACAAAACUAACUAUUCAGAUUGGCGCGCUUUUUUUCCAAUCCAUCGACAAAUCGCGGGCUCCGAGAGCUGUGGCCAGGUCUGGGAGCAGUACGGAAUCCAGCGAUCAGAAAUAGCUAUGAAAACUGUUAGGGAAAUCAACGAACACUUGCCGUUUCGACUCGGCUUAUCAAUUAGGUAUCUUGAGAGCUUGAAUUCUAAAAAUUAGAAAAAAAAAAACUCUCAGGGACUCCUGUUGGACUGAAAGAAUAGCGAUGGAACAAACGAUAGCGUUUUUACGAGAAGGCGUUGCUCAAUGCUCCUGUUGCCAAACACCAGGUUUACAUUUAUUUCUUUCAUUUAAUUCUUUAAUUACGAUAUAAAAUUCAAUGCUUUUCUUCAACCUUACAAAUAAUAUUGGCUUAAAAAAUCUAUUAUUUUAAAAUCGCUUGCUAGAUUUUAUAACCGCCCAUAGGAGACUUCAAUUCAUACCUCCUGGCAAAAAAAAAAAUCGUUUUCAGGAAAAAUUCAGAAUAAUGCGCUUUUUACCGACAAAAAAGACUCUUAAACAGACUAUACUUACUUUAAAACUGAUUGAACACUAGCUUGAAAAAAUUCAGCACCUUCUCGAAAAAAGAAAACAGUAAUUUGCAAAAAAGGAUUAUAAACUCCUUUCUUGUCAAUUAAAGCCGGCAGUGAUUAGAAUAAUUCACAACAAAAGACGAAUAUAAACGAAAUUAACAUACAAACGAAUUUGAACGAGAAACAAAAAAAAUUCUUUUUUUUCACACAAGUCCACUCUAGUGGGCAAAUUCGGAGCGCACUUUCUCAGCUUCCAGUUUUUUUCAGCAAAAUUCGAUUUUUCUUUUCUUAUUAAUAAUAAUUAUUCAGAAUCUGACUCAUGUUUGUUCUCAAUGCCGUGUUGAAAAAUGAUUCGAAGUUCGGAAGAGAAAGAGCGAUGAAAUUAUUAAAUUAUGGAGGCUCAGAGUUAAUUUUUGUAUUUUGGAGAUUUUACUUCAAACAAAGAAUCUUUGAGAUGAAAAUUAAAGUUAUUUAUUAUUUCCGUCUAUUAAAUGUAAAUCUUUCGGCAUUCAUCCUUAAAAUUUCCGUUUUAAAGUUUUUCACCGUGUUUCAGGUUGCAAUAAGAAGAGCGUCCCGGUAGUGGCGGUAAUAGGUCCCGGCAAGAGUUCCUCAACGAUAGCAGUACAAAAUUUGUUACAGGUUUUGUUUUGUUUUUCUCAGGCUCCGCUUUUUAUCAUUGUUUUGCUGUUGCCACUGGGGUCUUCAAAAUUUUUUGCCGUUUUGUAGAAAAAAAUACCCGAAGUUUAUUUGAGGGAAGGUGAUGGGAAUAUCGAAAUUGCAGGUUUUUCGGAUACCACAAGUCGGCUACUCAUCAACAACACCAGAUCUUUCUGAUAAGGAACAGGUCUGAUAUAUUAUUAAAUAAAUACUCCGAACUUCGAAGAAUGUGCUAACUAAAAUUUCAGCUUAAUUUUUUUCAUUUUUUGCUCUAAAUUGUAAGUACUUGAGUACACUAUCUGGUGCUAAAUAAUCUUAAAUUUAAAUGGUUCUGCUAGAAGUCAGUUAUUUUGUGUAGAAGAAAGCUCUGGAGCUAGAGAAACCAUUCAGUAUUUUUGUAUUUUGUACUUAAGCUUAAAAAGUAACUAUAGACGCUUCGGAUUUCUUCGAAUUUUUCCGAUUUUUCACUUCGUGAAUAUUUUUCUUUAUCGGACUCUUAAGAUUUCAGUUUAUUUAAGUGUCAUCUAACGUCAGAUACUUCCUCUAAGUGCUGUAAAUGAAGGUAUCUCAUUCCAAGUUUCUUUUUCGCUUCAUUUUUCUAAUUGGAAAACUCGGUCAGCCCAAAUGGUUCGGACGAUAACUAUUAAUUGAAGUUUUAUUUUUUUGUUUUAUAUAUAUAAUCUUUUUGGAAUAUGAAAUUCUGAAUUUUAAACAGUUCGAAAAUGUCAAAAUAUCAAAAAAUGAUAAUCCAGUUGAGAAGAAAUUUUUGGACAGCUCCGUUCGAAACUCUUUAUUUGGUUUGAAAUUGAAAUAAAUUAUUGUCAAUAUGGGUUCUAAUAAGCUUGGAAACCUUUUUUGGUUGAAAGUGGGAAAAUUGAGAAGAAAGCGUGUUAUUUGCAAAACGUUUCCCCGUACAAAUUUAAAAAAAAAUGCGCCGUCGCUAUAUAACGGAAAAUUUUAGGCUAAAUUGAAGGCGCAUGCACAGAGACUUGCCACGCGCUGAAAAGUUUACUGUAGCUCGGAGUAAAAGAACAUUGGUGGCAAGUUGGCUAUGUUUCAAAAAAGACAGCGGCUCUUUAGUGACUAUGGGCAGACCUACAAAAGAUGAAGAAAUCUCGUUUCAGUUCGGUUAUUUCCUGCGGGUGGUCCCGUCGGACGAAUGGCAGGCCCAGGCGAUCAACCGUCUCUUGCACCACUACAACUGGACCUACAUCGCGGUGGUCUACUCGGCAGGUGAGCGGCCUCCUCAGAAAUGCGCUCUUUUUUAUUGUUUGGCCUUCUUCGAGAGUUGAUCAGUUAUGCAUGAUUUGCGCUUGUCGCGGCUGUUGGACUCUCCUUUUUUGAGGCGCGCCAUAAGGGGUUUUUGGUCGGAGUUCUGAAUUUCUACAGAAAAUUGAGUUUAUUGAACAGUCUGAGUACUCGCCAUGAACAAACUCCUUUGAACCACUUCUCAAUUUUUUUCUAUGAGAAAAAAAAAGAAAAAGAGCAGUAUGAGGAAUGUUAAGAGCUAAUUUGUCAAAUCGAAUCAUUUUUCAAGGAUAUUUUGAAAACUUUGUAAAAAUCUAGCAACAUAGUGGACACUCGCGCUAUGUCAGAAUUAAUAUUCUGAACUUCUUCAAAAUUGAAAGUCCUAAAAAGCCAAUCGCAGUUUUUUUCUUUUCUCCGAAAGAGCUUCAAAGUUCAACCAUAAAUUUUUUUAAAAGUUGUUCAACGCGUUUUUCAUUAGAAAUUGGAUCCGAUUUUUUUGAAAAGGAAAGAUUCUUCAUCGAAUUUAACUUAGUUUUUUUGAAUUUUGAUUUGAAUAGAAGCUGUCAAAUUAUAAGCUCUUUUUGAUGAUUCUUAAAAUUUCUUUCAUUGAUUCGCGAUUCUGAUGGAGCUCUAGGUGCCAAGAAUUGAAGCAAUCUGAACUUUAUACGUCUCUUUUCCCACACCGGUUGAAUAUGAAAAUAUUCAAAAGAAAUGAAAGCUCUGACGAUAUAAGAGAGAGCGCAGACAUGUUAGACUUUUUCAUUUUUGUUUUACUACUGAUGGUCAUUUUUAAAAAUUUAUGCCAAUUUUUUUCAAUUUAAGAUGGAUUUGUCGUAGUAUAAAAUUCGUUCUUGGCUACCACAUAGAUGCCCAGAUCUCCUCUUUAUGCACACUAUUUUAUUAAUCCUGUUGAAGCACAUUUUAAAAUAAGGUGAAUAAUGUGCGCUCCAACGUCAAUUUGAUUUUUUCGUUUUAAAUCUCUAGCCAGCGUCUUCUAGAUAUAUUCUAGAUUUGGCACUGUGAGUCAUAAAUAAGAGAAGCCUAAUCGUAUUUCAGAAAAAAAAACCUUUCAAGCUAACCGAGUAGACACAAGCACUAGACAAGGCCGCUUGAAGGAUCACUUGGACCGAAUCAACACUAAAACGAGGGGGUGGCCGAGUUCCCAUAUCCUUUCUUUUUUUCGCCUCGGCCGUGCAAAUUGCCUCGACUAGUGUCCGCGCGCCUCGUCCCAAAUAUCCUUUUUUUCUUUCCCCUCUGCCCAACCCAGAAGCUCUACAAUGCCCUGAGGCGAAAAAAACGGAAUAGAAGAAGAAGAAGAAGAAGGAAAAGUAGAUCAAAUUUUCGCCUCGCCUAUCUUUUCCCAUCUCCUUCAACGCCACUAUCUUUCCCCUUUCCUGCGCUUUUUACGUCCUAGGCACUCUAUUAAGCCACCUAUGUUUGGCUAAGAUAUCGGCUUGAUAAAAAAGGAGGCGGCUAAUUAGUUCAGUGCAGAAAAUAAUGCCGCGAGAAUUGUUGAAAGGGGAUUUUAUGUAUAAAAGUUGGAAAAAGGUCAUCCGGAAAGGGAAAUUCAAAAAUUCAAGGAAUCUUCGAAGCUUUCAAUUUGCUCUGAAGACUUCCAAAUUCAGUCGAAAAAGUUUUUUUUUUUUUGAGUUUGUCACUCAAUUUUUCAUGAUGAUCAUCUGACUUCUUCGUAAAAAGGUGAAAUCUUAUAAUGGGACGAAAAUUAUUUUGAGCUGUAAAGAAAGAUUUUUUUAUUGCCUUUUUCAUAUAACUUUCUGUUAACUUCUGACAGGAAGAAACGACGCAAAAAGCUUAAAAAUCGUUAUUUCGAAACAUCAUUUUUGCUCCAUUCUGCAUCGGUAGUAAUUGUUGUAAAUGGUGAGAAAAAUGCAAUAAAAGGGGAAUACGGGAUAAACACGACGAAGAUGGAAAUUGAGGAUUCUUAUAAAAUUUGUCGCCUUGAACGAAGAUGCAGAAAUGAGUUUUCUGAUGAAAACAAGAAAAUAAAACGAGGAACGAUUUUAUAGCUGUUUUGAGGGAUUUCCAUGUUUUCAAAGUGAGUUGAUACGCAGUGAGAUAUACGGAGAGAUAUAAUUUUGUAUUAUUUGAUUCCUAACCAUUACUUGAGUUUGAACUAAUUUAUUUAGCAAAAAAAAAUUCGCCUGUAGUUGUUUUUUUUGCGAUUGAAAUAAGUUGAUUUUCUAGGCAACUAUGGCGAGAAGGGCUUCGAAUCCCUGGAAAGGCUGGUCGGAAUGAAAAACUCGAAGGUUUGCAUCGCCUACUCGGAGAAGAUCAAGACCCUCGCUGGCGACAGCGAGUACAGAAAGGUCUUUUCUCUUUUCGAAAGAGUGUUUGAUCUGAAAUCGUAGGUUCUGACAAGUCUGUCGACGCAAAAGGCCCGGCCGCAGGUCGUCGUCUGCUUUUGCGAAGGAUUGUCCAUUCGGAUGUUCUUCCAGGCGCAAAAACACCUCGCCAAACGGAACAAGUCUUUCAAAGUAGGGAGCCAAAGAACUAAAAUUAGGAGAUGAAAAAGUUUGAAGAUGAUAAAUUGAAAACCUUUUUUUGGAUUUUCUCCAAUUUUUUUCAAGUUUGAGCGUAUGUUAGUUCAUAAGAAGAGGUUUACUCAAAAAAACUUUGAAAAAAAUGAUAAGUAAAAUGAUUAUUAGCCAUAGGAGUAGCUCUUUGGUAGAGCGUGCAAAAAAAAAUUGUUUUGCAUCGAAGCAACAGGAAUAGGGUGAAUCGAGUUGAAAUCAUGUCUCUAGGUCUGUUUCAAAAGUUUGUCAGUGGAAUUCAAUCAGUUGCACAUGCCCCGCAUUCAGCGUUUCCAAUGGAUCGGAUCAGACGGCUGGGCAGAUCGGAACGAUGUUGUCGAAGGCCUGGAAAGCGAGGCUGAAGGAAGUUUCAGCAUUCGGAUCCAUGCUCCAAAGGUUGGAAAAUGGGUUUUUGGGACAGAAAAGAAAAAUUUUCCAUUAAAAUAAUUUUGGUUUUCUCAGUUUUUUAAAAAUACUUUUUGAUGCAAUAUCAACGUAAAAGUGUUCUUACUUGUAUUUUUUCCCCGAAUUUAUUAUUUUUUAAGUCGAUUCUUUCUGUGACAUUUGUGGCCAGACUCUUUAGACUUUUGAGAAUCCUAAUCUGGGAGUAUACUUUGUUUUUAGCACCUCGGUUUGAUUCGAAUUUUUUAAAUUUUUCUUAGAGUUUUUUCUUUUCUUUUUUUUUUUUGAGAAGUAAAGUUUUUAGACUGAUUUUUUGACGGCAAAUUUUUUAGAUUACAAUAAAAAUUUUAGAUUCCUGGAUUCCGACAGUAUUAUACCUCACUUCAUCCCGAGAACAACACCAUGAACCCCUGGUUUCGUGAAUUUUGGCAGCAAAAGUUCAAGUUAGUAUCCUUUUUUUGGUAUUAUUUUAUUUUUUAAGGUUUUCAGCUGUCAAUUCGCUGUUUCGAAGGAAGACAAGAACAAUGAGAAUAUUCGGAUAUGCACAGGACAGGAGAAUCUCGACGAUAACUACAAGGAGGUGGAGUUUCGCUUUAUUUCCGAUUAUUCAUUGGAAGAUCUACUUGAAAAUGGUUCACCUAGUCUCCAAUCGGAAUUUUUGUAUUUUCUCACACUCCUAGACAUAAUUUUAAGUGGACAUAGGGGCAAGACAAAUGAUAAAAUCUCAAUUACAGCAAACAAAAACACUUGGAUCGAAGGUUUCACACAAUUAUUCCUAGUUCCUUCUUUCGAACGUUUUAAAGCUUUUUUCCGCACUUUUCUUUUUGUGUUGAGAAGUUUAACUGAAUAAUUAAUUUUUUUUCCUCAAGUUUAAAACUGUUUAUUGCAUCUUCGAUGUGAGAUUACUUGUGCAAUCGACUUUCAUUGAUUUUACUGUGCUUUUAACGGCGGCAGGAGCUGUGGCUUUGGCAGAGAAGUUUUGAAUUUCGCUCUUAGAACAUCAGGUACAAGAGAGGCAGUAGGAAGAACUACGGUGCCGGCUUUCCAAAGGCCGAUGGCAGAGAUUAUGCUUGAGCAGAGUUUGAAAGAACAUUUGUAUUUCUAGGACCCGAAACUGUCGCAAGUGAUCAACUCGAUCCGAGUGGUCGCCCUGGGACUGAAGGCGAUGUACCACCAGCGAUGUCGCGACAACUCGACCCUCUGCACGGAGAUGCUCUCCCGCAACGGCACCCUUCUCUACGAGUACAUGCUCAACGUCACCUACAAGGACCAGUUCAAGCAGGCCAUCUACUUCGAUCGCAACGGGGAUCCGCCCGCUUGGUCAGCACUCUUCUGUUUCUUAGAACAUCUUCAAGCUUUCUUUUCGCCGGGUUUUUGAUUAUAGGCGCAGAAUGGGACGUAGAUAGAGAUCACUAAAAUGUAUGCCAUGUUCAGAGAUUUCGAAAUCGAUUUAUCAUUUGUUUAAAAAUACUUUUUUUAAAGUAUUUUUCAGAAGUUUUGCGAUUGAUUUUAUUUUCUAAAAAAAGUUAGAAUAUUUUCCAGGUACGACAUUCUCAACUACAUCCCUUCGAUAGAUUCCGAGAGUCCAUAUUCUGAGGUACAAGUUGAUUUUUUUUUCACUUUUUACGAUAUUAGUUUGGAAUUUGAUGAAGGCGGACUCAUUUCAUGCCCACUGGGGAAUGGUUAGAUUGAGGAUCGAUCAGUUGAUGAUGGAGACCAUCAGCAGGUCCCGGUUAAAAUAGAGUUUUGUCCAGGCCUUCGACUUCAAAUAUAAAUAUGCAGAAUUGUCAAGGGGUUCGAAUCUGGUGAGUAGCCGGUCCAUUCCUUGACCGUGUUGAAAUCGCGCAGAUUGGACUCGCACGAGUCUUGCUCAGCUCGGGACUUGCAGCUUGAACUAAAAUCUUGGUGGAAGAACCGGCGACGGUUCGCAAAGUAAAAAACCAAAAAAAAAAAAAAAACAGAUUGGAAUUCCUUUGGAAUGAUCGAAAAGUCGGUGCAAUAUUUAUGCCCACCCAUGUACUAAGAAAAUCUUUCGAAAGUUUUUUUCUGUUUUGAAAGAUUACAUAGGUUUUGAAUCCCGGUUCAAACGAGACUUGGAAGUUGGAAAUAAGUGUAAGUUUGUAGGUCGGCUCGUUCCAAUCGAUGAAUCACCUGGGCAGAGAAGAACUUAACAUGACUUCCAACGUUAUGUUCUACGAUCGGACAAGUCUUCUGCCGGAGUCGGUCUGCAGUCGACCGUGUGGCAUCGGACAGAGGGUCCUUUUCGAAUCCUUUCUAAGAAUCUAUACAACUGGAUACACAUUUCAUUUCUGAACCGUCUUGGUUUAUUCAAUACAAAAAAGUUUCGGCUUUUUUUUUAAGUUUUUGGGCUAUGUAGAUAAAUUUCUGAAAAAAAUAUCUGGAAUUCACAAGAAGGGUAACUUUAGUAUAAAUCUUUUCUUUUGCCAUUUAUGGUGAUAUAGUUUUCAAAGAUUGCCUUCCAUACAGAAAAAUUUUUGUUAUCGGUAAUUUGCAUUUCAAAAGAUCAUUGAAAAAGUCCGCAAGUAGCAACUGUAAUGAAUCUUUAGCCCUUCAGAGAAUAUUUCGACAAAUUUUUAGAAAUUUCCAGUUGUCACACUGAAAAAGACCUUCUUGAUAAGUUUUGCAGAAUAAACCUAAAAAGUCUAAUUUUUAUUUGAAAAAUAUCCGUAAAGUGCAAAAAUCGAAGCUUUCAAGGCUAUCCCCCCAAUGCAUAUUGUUCAGGAUUUUUUAGAACUUGAGUAAACUUCUUUCUUUUGUGUUACAGACUCAUCAGAAAAACGAGAGUCAACUCGAGUUUAGAGUUAAGAAUAGGCUUCUGUGAAGUUAUUGGCAAAUUAAUUUUCAAUCGGCCUGAGUGAGCAAAAGUUUCAGCUAAUCUCUGCUCGGACUAUAAGUUCAAAAAUAUUCCAGCAACGGGAAACGAUGGCGUGUUGUUGGAUCUGCGAGACGUGUCUCGACAUUCAGUUUGUCAAUGAGUCGACAAAUCAGUGUCAGAAUUGCUCGCUCGGAAGCUGGCCCAAUGCCAACCGAACAGGUUUUGUUGAUUUCUCAACAAAUUAGGAAAUUCAGGCGAAAAGUUAUUUUUGAGCUAAAAGCUAAAAGCUGAAAAGUACAUUCAGAUCCUUGCAGAGUUUCUGUUCCAGUCUUUUGAUGAAAAAGGUCGUCACUCGAAAAUUUCCUUGUACAGCCUUUUUGCCGUGACUUGUAACCGCUGUUUUCCUCUGUUCCCUCCCGUCUCUCGCCACUCUCUCUCUAGUUUCCGUGUUUUUUCAUGUUUCUCUGACCUCGCCCGGUGAGGAAGCAGAGAGACGCAGACACCCGAAAACAUUCAAGUCGCGGCGAACGGCGUAUGACACAACUUUAAAGACGGAAAUCACUUUAAAUACAAAUUAUUGCUCAGGCUGCGAGCCGAUCGUCCCCCAAGUGGUCUCUUGGUCUUCGUUCGGCCACAUCUUUGCCAUCAUCCUCGCCUCUGCCGGAAUCGCCACGUGUUCAGCUACAAUCGUAGUCUUUCUCAAGUACAACAGCACUCCGGUGGUGAAGAGCACCACCAGGGAGCUCAGCUACAUCAUUCUAUCGGGUAAUUUUUUGUGUCUACUUCAUUUUUUCACAGCUUGAAACACGGAGAUGCGUUUGUGGAAUCGAUAAUCAUCUAAUUAACCUUUGAAUCAACGAUUUUAAGGUCUUCUUGCCUGUUAUGCCGUUACGUUUUCCUUGUUGGCCACGCCUUCUUCCGUUUCUUGUUUCAUCACGAGGUUUUUUUUUGCUUUCUAGAGUUUUCUUUUUGAGGAAAUGACCGCUUCAGGGUCGUUCCGCCGAUCGCCUUUGCUGUAGUUUAUUCGGCGCUUCUGACCAAAACCAACCGGAUAGCCAGGAUUUUGGCCGGGAGCAAAAAACGGAUUCUGACAAAAAAGCCAAGAUUUCUUUCAACAUUCUCUCAGGUUCGUGAAAAGUCCGAUGACAUAGGAGUUUAUCGCGUCAUUCAAGUAACACUAAUUUAUUGGGUUUUCGGUUGAAAGGGAACCUUCAAGGGCCCCUGAGGUUGCCCUUAUAGGGAGCACUAUGGAGUUCCCAAGUCCGCGAGAAAGCUCCCGUGGGAGUUUUUGUUGAUCUGAGCUGGUAUACUGUAGGUUGUCAUAACGUGGAUUCUCGUCGCCGUGCAAUGUGUCAUCGUGGCGGUCGGAGUGAUUCGGGAUUGGCCCGACGCUUCUUACGCCAGUUACGCUCUGCCGAGAAAGUCCGUUCUUCAGAAAAUCUUAUAUCGACGAUAUUUCUCGAUUUCAGUUUGAUACUGGAGUGUAGUACCGAGGGAAAAGCCUUCCUCAUACCAUUCUUCUGGGAUUUUUUUCUCAUCAGUCUCUGCACCUUGUACGCUUUCAAGACGAGGAAUCUGCCGGAAAACUUCAAUGAAGCGAAAUUUAUCGGGUUCACUAUGUGAGUUUUUCAUUUGGUUGUAGAAAUGGACCUGAGGGAAAGAGACGAAAAACUCAUAAAUGAAACAGGGGAGCUAAUAAACUGGUAAUUUUUGUUCAUUUUGAGAUGUCUUGUUCAAUAACGCUUUGACAGAAGUUAAGUUUUGACUCAGAACUGGAAAAUCCAGAGUUUUCAAAAAUCUGAAUAACUGUAUGAAGAAGUUUAGUUAAAUUUGAAAAUGUUCUUUAUUAAUUAGUCUGAAAAUUAAAAGAAUUCAAAAAAUCUUAUGAUAACGAGGCCAAACUUUGUUUUGGAAAGUAGACUUAAAAAACGUUCCUAGAGGAUUCUAAUCAAAAGUCAACUCGUUUUUUGAACACUGAAAAUGUGGAAAAUUCACAAAUUGUUCAAUAGGUCCUCUCGAAACAAUUUUGUUUUGAAAAAAACGUUCAAAAAGAGAAUCAAAAGCCAUGAUUCUUAACAAAAAAAUAUAUUUCUAGUUUUCUUUUGCCGCUAGGAGUAGAGAGAAGGUUUUUUAUUUAAUUUUUAAGACUGUCUUCGAUUGACCCGGUCUGACAAGCUUUUCUCUCAAUUUUUCCCUUUUCUCCCAUUAAAAUAAUUCAUCUGAUUCCAGGUACUGCACUGUAGUUGUUUGGAUAGCGUUCAUGGUAUUGCACAUGGGAACGACUCACAAGGCGUUGGUCAUGAGUUUCUCCUACUCUCUGUCGGCUUCCGUGGCGCUGGCGCUGCUCUUCUUCCCCAAACUGUACAUCAUUCUGCUCCAUCCGGAGAAGAACGUCCGCGCUUCCUACACCACAACCAAGUUGAUACGGUAGAUCCUCUCUUACUGUGCUGUUUUGAGAGGAAAUUUGAAGAUGUCACUUUGGAAACUCCCAAGGAGCCUACGACAGCACCAGCAAAGGCCAACAGCAUCUCUCGUCCAAGACGACGCGCACUUCCAUGCAAUCCGGGUCCGCCAGGUUUUGACUGUAGAAACAAUUAGAAAAAGUAUAUAUUUUCAAAAAAGGAAUUAUUCUGUAGUUAGAAGGGAAACAUGUUUUCCUUUGUGGCGUCUUUGCUGAGCAGAAAGAGUAAACGUGAGAAACUUUUUUAAAUCGGAACAUUGAGAUUGAUUUCCAGAACGUUGAGUUUUCUUUUUGCCUGGUUUUCCUGUAGGAUUGACGGCUUUAGUUUGAGCAAGUCCUCGAGCAUCGGCGGCGGAGGUGGCGGAGGAGGCGUCGGCGUCACUCGGACCGCCUCUGUUCACGUUCCUGUUUCACGUACUCAUACUCAUGUCGACGCGGCGAGCCAGACGGAGGGUCAGUUUUUUUUUUGAAACUGUUUUUUACACAACAAAUUUCAAUUCAACCUAAAAUUUACUUAAGAAAAAUCACAAGAUCUCAUCUUUUGGGCCGCCCAUAUUUGAUUUUUCGAAACUUUCAAGCUUACUACCAGCAAGAUUUCCACGUUUUUUGCAAAUAAAAAAGCCUCUAAAAAACGACUGACUUUUACAUGAGGCCGUAGAUGAAAAUUAACGCGUUAAAAAUAUUAAAACCUGGCAAACUUAACUCGCUUCAACUUGAACUAGGCUGAUUUUUUUGUUCAGCUUUACUAUUUUUACCUUUGCAUGGUCUUACGGGUGAAACUCAGACAGAGUCGAUUUGCAGCCAACAGCACGUUCAAACGGAGCUUCUCGAUAGUUGGCCGCAAGAAACAGCCGAUGGACGAUGACGUCCAACAGCUCGUUGAAGCUUGUCGGAGAUAUCAGGUCAUUUCUCGUCAAACCUCAGUUUGGUUCUUCUAAGAGAGUUGUAACCAAGUUUUAGGGAGGCAAAUAGAAUAUCGGCCUGAUUUAAUCAAUUUUGGUAUGCCAGUUAGUCGUACGUGAUAUGAAAACAGAGAUUUUGUGUUUUUAUUAGUUUUUUUAACCGGUCGGUGUCGGGAAAAAAAUAGGGACCAUCAAUAGGGGUUUACUUUUGAAGAUAUUUCUUUGUUGAACUUGAUGAUUUUUAUUUUUUAUUUUGUCAAAAUGAUUGUUCGAAAGAGGGUUUUAUGUUGGAAAAAAAAAAAAUGCAUAAUCGGCCUGAAAACUCCUUGAAGUAAAAAAAAUAAUCAAUAAUUUUCUAUGGUUUUGUAUCUCGAAAAAAGAGUUUUAUAGGAACACACUUUUGGGAUCAGAAAUUUCUAGUACAUUGAAAAUUAUUUGAGGAAUUGCCAUACCUCGUCUGAAUCCCAGCUUCGCGAGAAAAAAUUUGAAAAUGUACUGAAAUAGGCCGCACUUUUCGGGGGGUAGGCCGCAUCCCGGAGUGGGAUCCAGCCGACGUAGAGAGAAUUUUCAGAUUAUUGCAGAGAGUUUUUUUCAUUUGUUCCACCCCAACAUUAGCAUACAAGGUAAACAUGAAAGAAAAAGGGAAAAUAAUGAGUAUUUUUAUUCGAAACCUGGAGUCCUGUACCGACCGGUCUCCCUCUGGUGUAGUCUGACCUUUGAUUGUUCCGAGAAGCUUUUCUCAAUAUCUCUCCUGCAGGACGAGAAGCUGCAUGCGUCGUCGGCCAACCUGCUUCUGGAGGAGACGGAGGACGAAGUGGGCGCUCUGCUGGCGGAUUCGAUCGAGAACUCGGUGAGGACGGUCCUCAAGACGGUGACCGGCGGGGCGGCGGCCACUGCCAUCAUCGGCAUCGCCGCGCCGCCACCGCUCCCGCCCCCGCCAAAGGCUCCCUCGCCCGAGGAUUCCUUCGAACAGGUCCGAUCUUUUCUCUUUUCGCUGGUUCUGAUUUUCGAAAUUCAUUGAGCAAUAGGGUACAGUGCCGUCAGAAAAGAUGCGAAAAAAUAUGUUUGCUCACAACUUUCUCUUUCAAUAGGAGCUAAAGAGGAUCUUUAUUUUGAAAUCAUUUUAAUUUUCAUUUUCUUCAUUUUCUCUUUUUUCGUUGACAAGGUCAUAGAGAUAAUAUAUAAGAACAUUGUUUGAAAAAUGGAACUUGAACGCGUCAAGAACGUUCAUUUAUUGGGUCCAAAGAAUUUCAGAUUCCAUCCGGACUCUAUUCGAAGAAACCCUCUCUUUGAGCCGUAUGAGCGUGCGUGUGUGGCACCAAUUUUUGAGUUGACCAUCGCUUACAAGGGAGGAAAUUCCUUUCGAAACGUUGAAAAUCUCUGAAGAUUGGCCAAAAAACUCUUUGACGUGCUAGGGCAAGUGCUGAAAACCUAAUCAUAAAAGUGAUAUUCUUGAAUGGAUGCUUCCAAUCAGGGUAUGGUCUGAACCAACGGUGGAUUUUCUGAAUGAGGCAGUUAUUAAUGGAUUUAGUUUUUGACGUUUGUUCAGAGUGUAGUCUCAGAAAUCGCACAGGAGGUCGUUGGGUAGAGAAAACCGAAUAUUUUUGAAAUUUUCUGAACGUAAUUUGAAUCCAUCCAAAGUCAUAUAUCUGUCUUGUCUGAAGCUCAAAAGUCGAAAAAUUAUUUUUUUUUUUCUAAUUGACCAGAUUUUUGCACCAAUCGAAGCGUGGCGAAAUUCUGAGUUCAGUGGCCUUUAUCAAAGCUCCAUUAGGAACUGAAAAGGACCUGUCCGAAGAUCCAGAUUCCUCCAGAAGUUUCGAAAGCUUAAAUUGAAAAAUGAAAACCAUUUUCUCCUGUCAUGCUCAAUUUUGUCGUACAGAUCCCUGAAAGUUUGUUUUCAAUAAUCAGAAAUUUUCGCAGAAUUUCAAAUAACCUAUCUAGUACAUCUGAGAGUUUUCUGGCUAUUUUUCAAUAAGUUUUCAAUUUUUGUGCAGAAUGACCUCUCUCGUUAAACACAACAUUUGCACAGAAACUUUAAUAAAAAAACGUGCAAAUGUCGUCGUUUCUUUCGCUUUCUUUCAGAGUGUGACUUUCUCAUUUCAGGCCUUCUUCUUCUUUUUUUUGAGUUGCUUAUCUCUCCAACUUUCCUUUUUUUUUUCUGCCGCUGCUGCUGCCGCACCCCCAGGCCAUAUCAAGCCAUUCCCCGUGCAUCUUUCACUUAAAAGGAGGAGGAGUGAGGGGCGUGGCUUGCGAUUUCGCCUGGAACUUUUUCCCCCAGAACCUACUUGUUUCAGUUGCUGCGGAGCCGCGGCGUCCAGCCAAUCACCUUUACUCAGGCCACUCCACUGUGAAUAGCAAAGGUUUGAUCGUUCGAUGAGUUUCCAGGAAAUAACAGGAAAUAAUCAUUUCUCAGUUUAUUCUGAAACAGCAGAAAAAACUUUUAUAAUUUUUCAGAAGAGUUCUUCUGCAUAAAAGCGGUCUAGCUUUUUUGACCAUCAAAUGAGGAGAAAUUACAGUUUUUUUAGAACAUAAAAUUGAUCAAAAAAAGUUUUUAGUUUUUUUAUCUAGAAAAUAAGCAUAUACAUUGUACUGUAGUGAUUCAUUUGAAUUUAUGAGUAAAUUUUUUUCAGUUUUUUUGAUGAAAAAAAGUCUACUCUUUUCAUAAAUUUUUUAGGGCGAUCAGAUUUUAACAAAAAAAAAUUCUGAGUUACAUUUUAAAUUGAUAGAAUCGAAAAUAUCCUUCAAAUGACUGGAAUCUUUGUACUGUAACAAAUUUGAGUUUUUUUCAAAUUAUUUCAACUUUUUAGGCACACUAUUCUGCAAAAAAAUGUGUUACUUCUUACAAAACUAUGAUUGGUUGUCUUUGAAUUAAGUUUUUUUGCUCUGACUUUUAUAAUAUUAAGCUGAGAAACAAGAGUGGGUGCGACUGCAGCCUCGAAAUGAAGAGACGUCAGAGAUUUUAGAAGUCUUACUGUCUCUGGCGUCUCUUCAGGCAGUCGCUGUUUUUCUUUUUGGUUUUUUUAAAUCAAAUUUUUGCCAACAGUUUACGAACUUUUUCAUACCACAAGUCUGAGACUAGUCCAUUUUAACCGAUGUUGAUGGUUUUCUUCGAUUUUAAAAUGUCUUUUGUUAAAUACUAUUUCGACUUUUAGGAGCUUAGUCUGAAAAACAAGGAACUGACCAAUUUUCAGAUAACUUACAAAAUAACCAUUUUGUCAAGUUACUGCAGAGCUAUCAGUUUAGUGGCAACCUUCCUCUAAGGUCUAACUUUCAGAAACAAUGUCAACGGGUAUCGCCAGCACUCUCCACAGCCAUCCUCAUCACCUCCACCAACCGCUCCACCUCAACCACCACCAGCACCACCUCAACCAGUCUCAGCCGGUCUCACCUGCCGGAUCGAGCAGCGCCGGAUCCCCGCUCCCGAACUACCUUUCCGACGAGGAGCUCCUCCGCAUUCCCGUCCGCCAACUCAACCAGAAACUCAUGGUGGGAAGUUUAACCUAUUCAGUGUUAAAUUGGAAAGCUCACAACAUAAAUAACUUUGAGCUCACAGAAAAAUGAGCUUACAAAAAUUGUAAAAUUGCUGUCCGUUGUUCUAUAUUCUUCUAUGAAUCACGUUUUCUCAUUUUCAAAAUUCAUCGCGAAAUCUAGUUAAUUAUUAAAUACCGGCCAUUUGUGUUGAGCUCCCAUUUGAAAAACGUUGACUCACUCAAGGUAAUUUUGAUAUUCCGUGCACACAAUACAAUACAAUACAAUAUUUAUUGGUUGUUUUAGUCAGAUUAUAUCGACUAGGCGGUGAAAAAAUGAAAAAUUGCUCUUUUGAGCGGCACUAACACCGCCUUUGGCGAAAAAGAAGUCAAAACGUGUAGUCGAUUGAAUUGAAAGCAUGGUCUUACGGUCCUUCGCCUCGUUCUUCCACAAGUUGAUCCCUCAGUUUCGCGGGUACGGGCACGGCGGCGAUGGUGGGGCUCGGGCACGGACUCCGUGUAAACUCUAGGGUAGCCUCGGCCGACUGAGAGAGCUACCACUUCGAGUGAAGAAAAUACACGGAAUUUACAGCGUAGAUAAAUUUUUAUUUGGAGUUAUUUUUUAGGGUUUUUUUGAAUUUUCGAUGAACAUCUGAAUGAAUGUUCUCUUAAGGAUUUUCUCUAGACGCGGACUGAAGUUUAAAAAAAAUUGUUUCAUUUUUCCCGGAUCUACAGAGUUCUCUGAAAAUCAGCGAGAGAUUUUGCAUAUCAUACUGAAUGAGACUCAACUUGCAGUACAUAGUUUUUGGAAAAAGACUUUUCCGUCCCUUUUUUUAAUUUUUGUGUUGACAUAUUUUCACCGGUCUCAACUUUUUUUUUAAACUAGAAAGCAUUUGCUGCUUUACCCAAGGUAUUUUUGUAAAUUUCCGAAAUUCGGAUCUCCGAGUAUAAAAGCUUUUUUUGUCAGCAAAAUCAGCCUGCGCGCAAAAAAGCGUCAAUCUAGUUUUGAAGCUUUUCCAUCAUAUUGAACAUUAAUUUGAAAAAAAAAUUUUUAGGGACAAGACAAGCAGGUCGUGAUGCAGCUGAAGCAGAAGCGGAGGACUCUCAAGAACCGCGGCUACGCCUACAACUGCCGGACUCGUCGCGUCCAGAAUCAGAUGCAGCUCGAGGCCGACAAUAUGAUGUUGAGGGACGAGGUCUGAGGAGAAGACUGCGAAAUAAAUAUAUUAUUCUUCCAGAUCAAGUACCUGAAACAGGCUCUGCAAGAGGCGCAACUUCGGCUCCAGUAUUACGAGCCGAUGCAGCCGUUCCAGUGUUCCCAGCCUGUGCUCAUGGAGCCUUCGAAACCAGCGAACAACCACCAAUGUUUCGCUCCGAACCCUCCGAUCCUAUUCAAUUCCACCUUAUGA
Molecule: messenger RNA, 16892 nt
Organism: Caenorhabditis auriculariae
Lineage: Eukaryota; Metazoa; Nematoda; Chromadorea; Rhabditida; Rhabditidae
Source: the annotation of a GenBank genome assembly